AUGCCAGCAUUUAUUUAUAUGAUACAGAAAUUUCAUCCACCGAAACCAUAUCCACGCUCACCAUUCAUGAUAUUCGUUCAACUUCAAAAAAAUUUGGAAAUCGAUGAUAUUGAUAGUUUCUUCAAACAUUUCUUACCGAUAUUUGAGUCUGGUGUUAAAGAUGAUCGAUAUCAAAUGCAGCAUGUUACUGAUUUUAUUCGAAGUAUGGGUCGACGAGACCAUACAAUUGAUAAUUAUCUUUCUAUUUAUUCUUUACAUGUCGAUAUCCAACAAUUAUGGGAGAUGUUUCUCUAUCUAAGCAAAGG
Messenger RNA from Rotaria sp. Silwood2, 305 nucleotides. NCBI's taxonomy places the organism in Eukaryota, Metazoa, Rotifera, Eurotatoria, Philodinida, Philodinidae. The record is from the annotation of a GenBank genome assembly.